GGCAGACACUUUCACCCCAGAGAUGAUCAAAAAAUCUCUCGACCCCUUUCAUAUUCUUUCUUUUUCAUCUUCUGGUCUUUUCUUGUUCAAUAACCGGAGGUUUUGAUUGGACAAUGUUCCUGUUGUCUGCAAUCAAAAAUCUCCAUUUUUCAUGUUCCAAAACAGUUAAAUUUAUAGAUCUUGUUUUGCAGAAUUUGGAUUUAUAGAAGAGGUAAAAGCUGGUGUUUUAUGAAUCUGGGUUUGGUCAAAUUAUUAAUCUUUUCUCUUUGACGAUUUAUAGGAAUCGAAUCAAAUUGCCGAAAGGAUUAAAGAACAAUGGGGGUGGAUUAUUAUAACAUAUUAAAGGUGGAGAAGAAUGCAACAGAUGAUGAUCUAAAAAAAUCAUAUAGGAAAUUGGCAAUGAAAUGGCAUCCCGACAAGAACCCUAGAGAUAAAAAUGCAGCUGAAGCCAAGUUCAAGCAGAUCUCUGAAGCCUAUGAGGUCUUGAGUGACCCUCAAAAGCGAGCAGUUUAUGAUCAGUACGGUGAAGAAGGGUUGAAAGAUAUGCCGCCGGCGGGUAGUGGCGGACCAUCAUUUGGAAAGGGAAGCAGUGGACAAAAUGGGUUUAAUCCUAGGAAUGCAGAGGACAUAUUUGCAGAGUUCUUUGGAAAUAGUCCCUUCGGAUUCGGGUCAUUUGGACCUGGUCGGUCUGGUCGAUUCCACUCUGAUGGAGGGAAGUUGGGAGGGUUUAGUUCCACUGACAACAGGAAACCUCCACCGGUCGAGAGCAAAUUGCCUUGCAGCCUUGAGGAGUUGUACACUGGAUCAACAAGGAGGAUGAAGAUCUCUAGAACCGUUGUCAAUGCUUUAGGGCGGCAAGUUCAGGAAUCGGAAAUAUUAACCAUUGAUGUAAAGCCAGGGUGGAAGACAGGAACGAAGAUAACAUUCUCGGAUAAAGGAAACGAGCUGCCGAAUCAGCUUCCGGCAGACCUCGUAUUCGUAAUCGAUGAGAAACCCCAUGACUUGUACAAAAGAGAUGGCAACGACCUCAUUGUUUACCAAAGGGUGUCACUGGCAGAUGCCCUUGGGGGUACAACAAUAAACCUGGUUACUCUCGAUGGCCGUUACUUGUCAUUGCCCGUAACCGAUAUUAUCAACCCAGGUUACGAGCUUGUCGUCGCUAGGGAAGGAAUGCCAAUCGCAAAGGAGCCUGGUAAUAGGGGUGAUCUUAAGAUCAAAUUUGAGGUGAAGUUCCCUACAAAGUUGACACCAGAGCAAAGAGACGAACUGAAACAAACCUUGUGGGGGUGAAGUAGGAAUAUUUCAUAUGCACCACCCAAGUUGAACUCAAUCACCAAAGCUGUAUACUAAACUCUCAACAAUCAAAUAUAUCUUCCAACACCUUUAGUCAAAA
Hibiscus syriacus is the source of this 1393-nucleotide messenger RNA. RefSeq names its product dnaJ homolog subfamily B member 4-like. The coding region runs from base 316 to 1290 and encodes 324 amino acids. Gene Ontology annotation, molecular function: protein-folding chaperone binding. The transcript is spliced from 3 exons. Gene Ontology annotation, cellular component: cytosol. The record is from RefSeq and is a predicted model, not a curated record. Lineage: Eukaryota; Viridiplantae; Streptophyta; Magnoliopsida; Malvales; Malvaceae.